This is a messenger RNA of Porites evermanni, 11638 nucleotides long. Lineage: Eukaryota; Metazoa; Cnidaria; Anthozoa; Scleractinia; Poritidae. The record is from the annotation of a GenBank genome assembly.
AUGAAAUCACAAACUAAAAACGAUGAUGAAUGUAUAUGGAGUCAAAGUGAACUGAAGAUGCUACGAAAGUUUCUACAAAAAGCUAAGAUGCAAAACCUUCAACUUGCUGCACUUCUGGAAUCGGCACAAAGCGAAAUAAGAAUGUGGAAAGAAAAGUUUAAAGAUGUGACCGAGUCGGAGGAUCUCGUAAAAAAUAGAUAUCAAGAUCUGAAAAAGAAAUAUGAACGAUUGAAAGUCAACUAUAGAGCACUGAAGGAAGACGUCAGAAAGUAUCAUAACAACUUGAAAGUUACAGGAAGAGAUUAUCAAGAACUACAAAACGAGAAAAACGAUAUUGAGAAAUCAUUCAACGAGACAAAGUUAAACCUGAACAGGGAAAAACUCCACAGUGAGCAACUUCAAGCAAAGUUAGAGAGGAGAGAAAGGGAAUUUGAGGAAAGUUUGAAAAGUUGUGAAUUCUUCUUGGAACAACAACAUUUACCUGAGAAAACAAAGUUGCAAAGAGACAUUGAUAGACUGAGAGAGGAAUGCGAAAAGGAGAAGGAAGAAAACAGCUUAAAUAAGAAGGCACUUGAACACCUAAGGACCCAUUUUGCCAACCUGCAGAUACUUGGAGAUAGAACAGAGGGAAGGAAAGAAACAGAUAAUGUGCUUAGUGUUGUAGAUAUUGACUAUCUGCCAACAUAGCUGGGGGGGCUGAGCUUUUCUCUAUGAAGCUACAUGACACUAAUGACAGCUAACUUUUCGCAAUGUUGCCUUGAGUAAAACAUUUUUUUUUUGUCAUUUUGAAAAAAUCUUACAGCAAGGAAUGAAAUUUUCUUUGUUUGGAGAAGCAUCGGUCAGAUUCCAACUUACCUUUCUAAUGUGGCUUCGAUAUUUUUGUUAAACAGCCCACAUAGAGGAGAUGUCUUAAAAAAAGAGUGUGUGCUGGUACAUCUGCUGGAAAACACUUUCCUGCCCUCAGGGUUCCGCUCUCAAUAUUGUAAUAUAAAUAUUGUACAUGUAGGGAGUCAAAGCUCUGAACCUGUGAGGCCAGACAAAUUAGAACAAAAGUGAGUCACCAGGGGCCACAAGGUAGAACUAGAAUCUGACCAAAACAACUAUUUGUGACUGGAAAAAGGCAGCUUCCAUCCCAUGAUCUGAAUGGUUUGACCUCAAUCCAGGAAAUUGAGACCGGAUCAGUAAGUUGACAUCCAUUUUGAUCAAACAUUACUUCUUAAAAGGACUGUGGACCCAAUGCACUUUGCAUUGUACUAGAAGUUGUAGGGGUUGGGUUCCCUUUUCUUUUGUUUUCCUGCCCUUUGAAGUCACAUGACCUUCUCUUUCGUUCUUCUUGUUAUGUUGAAGUUUUAGGUGUUCACCUAAAGUAAUGACAAAACAGUGACCAAAAAUCUAACUUGAAUGACUGCAUUGUUGGGGAUGACUGUAUUCAUUUAUUGGCACAAUUCAAAUCUUGUAACUUUCUAUCGCAGUGAAAAUAAAAGUCUGUGUACACAGUGAAUAAUUCAUUGCCACAAUAGUAUUUAACUUUUCAUUAACUCCAAAAUCUCAUUUUUGAACAUGCAGUUACAUUCUACACACUGUCAGUGGACCCCAGAGUUUUUCAAUACCAGGGUUCUUUGUUUCUGUAAAAUGUAUCAUAUGCCUCCAUAAUAAACAGCUAUUAGGUACUAGGAUUGGACCACUUAACUAUGACUUAGGGCCAAUUAAGUUGAAACUGGCCAAAACCAGCUUACCAUUUAAAAAGAUAAACAAGAUAAACACUCCCAUCAUUUUUGCAGGGGUGUUCCCUUGGGGGACAAGUAAUCCUGCAAAAGGUAAACAAACAGACCAGCAGUGCUACCCCCUACCUCUAUUGUUGCUAUUAGAAAUUUUACCGUCCCCAGCAUAAGACAAAGUGUGAUCUGGGUGCAAGAUUUAAAGGAGAAACAUAUUGGUAAAACCGGAGAGACUAUGGUAAAACAGAGGCUGCAGGGCUGGUGAUCUGUGGACUGUGGUCAUGAGUAAAAGAAACUUUCUCUAGUCCCACUACUUAGCAAAAGUAUUUCUAUUAUUAUUAUUAUUAUUAUUAUUAUUAUUAUUAUUAUUAUUAUCAUUACUAUUAUUUACUACUAUUUGUUUCUUUAACGAUUAGCUUUAGAGAUGUCCUCCCUCCUUGAAUAAUUCCAAAAAUAUUCCCUUGAUCAAGGAAGAAUUAAUGCUGCUCAACAAUUUUCGCCCUCUUUUCUCUCAACCACAUUUUCUGCCUGCCACUUAAAAAACACUUAAAAAAUCAGUUGAAUCAGCAACCUUAUAGCUACAUUUGGCUGCAUAUAAAUUUACCUCCGGGAGGUGGCAACAAUGGACAGCUGUUUCUCCUAUAUUUGGGCUCACCGGCAUGGCAUAGCAGGGGUAGAUCCAGGAUUUUUCUUAAAAGGGGAUACAUCACUAAUAAGGAACUACCAUGCAUAUGCAUUUAACUACCAUUUUUACAUAAAUUUCUCAACCCCAUGUCAUGUUUUUCUUCAACACAAAUAACCCUCAAAGUCUUUUUUUUUUUUUGCAGAAUACCAGUUGUAUCAGAACGCCGCAGGUCGUCACAAGGGUAUGCACACCCCCUGCACCCUCCCCCUAGAUUCACCCCUGUAGCUGUGAAUCUAAGCCACAUUUUCCCUUAGUUAACCGCAAAAGCACUCCUUUAAAUUCCAGCUCGCUCCAUGUUUAGCAUUGUGGUAGCUGUUGCCACUUCAACAGAGUUGUGUGGCUAACCCAGCUAACUCCCACCCCCACCCCCUGAGCAAUACAAACACCCAUUUACUAACAAAGAAAGCUUUGUUUUGGUACCCUGGCCUCAAUAUAUUCCUAAUAAAUGUACUGGAAAUAAACUUGUUGACGUGGCAAACCAUCAGUAUCGAUAAGAAAAAAAUAUCCUCUGGAACCCAGGGUAUUGUUUCGGUUGCUUAUUUGCUAUUUCAAUUAUUGAGCAAAUCAAUAUUGUUUUAACCCAAAAAUAAACCACUAUCUUGGAAAGGGCGCAUUGAAAGCAGUGAACUCUAUACGUGUACAGAUAGUAUAUGGGUAUGACUUGCAUUCCUUUUGUUGAUACAGUACUUUAACUUUUAAAGACAAAUCAUUUUAUAUUUGCCCACAUGUCGACUAAACUGCGGGGAAAACAAGAUUUCGCGCAAUUUUUCGGGCUCUUGUUUUUUGAACAAUAGUUAGCCAUAUAUGGUUGCCGAGAGAAGCCUAGCAACACUCGAUAACAAAGACAUGCCAUUUACAGCAUUAUGCAAAGCUUUGCAGAUGAGCAAUCAGCGUAUUUUGAAGCACUAAGAGUACGUGUUUGUAUUCGAUUAAAGGCUGCAGAAGUCGCUUUUAAGGCUUCGUAAGUGUUUGUUAUGAGGAAUGAAAAGGCGAACGAAAAUCUCCACUUCGAAUCGAGCGCUUCGAUUGAACACUAGUCAAUAUCGCCGGGAGUACAAGAGCGGUGCUGUCUACCAUGGCGAACUCGAAGGGACGAAGAAAAGUGGGAAAGGGAUUUUUAAGUGGCCAAAUGGAGCUUGCUACGAUGGAGAAUAUGUUGAUAACACAAGGCAUGGUUAUGGGAAGCAAUUUUGGCCAGAUGGAUCGAUUUAUGAGGGAGCAUUAGUGCGAGAUCUUCGGCAUGGCCAUGGUACCCUAACAUGGCCAGAUGGCGAGGUAAGGUCUGAAUUAGGUUAUUAAACAUAGUGAAGGAAGAGGUUCUUCUCUUCUGAGAUUGCUUUCCAUGGAAUCAUUUAAGCCUUUUUAUUUAUAUCAUUAGCCAUUUGAAAGUACGUUCAAGAGGAUAAACUUCUUGGUCUUGUCAGAACGUUCAAUUAAGCUUAAAAUAAGCUUAUGUUUUCGAGUAUGUUCAAAAUAAAUUAAGAUUCGAACGAAUAAUUUUCUGUUCUAAACACCAUUAUUUUUCACAGUUUCUUGACAGAAAUUUUACACUUCGUCUGUGCAAGACACAAUGUUGUGAGUUUAUCGUCUAAAGCUUCUCAUAAUUUAUUAACAAAAUAAAUAAAUUUCUGAUGCCAUGUUUGUGGACCGCAAAUUAAAGCUUAUUCACGGCCAGUUACAAAUUCCUUCGGGUUAUUUNGUAGAUUUUACACCCAACAGCUUUAUAAUCCAUUCAUAUGUAAAUGUUACAGGUCUAAAUUAAUUCGGGUUAAAUUUUUUUAACCUUAGCAGUGGAGUUGAUUCUCUGUUUCCUUUGUAUGCUAGCCCUAACUGUUAAAGGGCUAGGAAACAAAUGAAUUGGGAAUCAACCUAGGUUAAAUAAGUUUAACCUGAAUAUAAUUUUGACCUGUUCCAAAAAAGAUAGAAGUGAUCGCGACAGGAUACAUUUGUGGGCAAUUCACUCUUUUCAUGUUGACCACAAUGCGCCUUGUUUACCCCCAAAAAUUUGCUUGAUAACUGUUGUCUUUGAUUUCUCUUAGGAUGACUGUAAUACCUAGGAGAAAUUUCAAAGAAUGGUUACAGCUAUAUGUAAAUUUUUGUGAGGGAGGGGAAGUGGGUGAACAGCUCUCGGUGAAUAAAAGGCCCGGGGAUAGGGGUGGGGGGUACUACCAUAUAUGGGCUAUAUGGGUAUGUGCUGCUGUGAAGGGUAUGGUUUUCAAGCAGUUUACUCUGAGAGUUUGGGUCUAGAAUAGGGUAUCAUUUUCCAGGAAACUGAUCCAUUGGUUGAGGAUUUUAAUCUAGACUAGGGAAACCGGGAAUUGCCACUCAAAAAUAUAAAAAAAUCAAAUCGGCAAGUUUAAAUUUACACAACUCAGCUUGAAAGCUACUCUAGGAUAGGGGGGAUAUGAGGAGUUUAGUCUCAGCUGAAUUAGCUCUUGUAUAGGCUUAGGGUUCCAGGGGUCCCAGCGGAACAUCCCCACCCCAAAAUUAACCAUCACUAACCAUUAAAUAAACAAAAUAUUAGUAAAUAUUAAGCUCUCUCUUAGUGAAAUUCUCCACUGUAUGACUUAUAAUAUGUUUAAUAAUAAUCUUGCUUGUAAUAUUAGAGUUACAGCGGAGAAUUUUACCGUGACAGAAAGCACGGCAAAGGAGUGUACACCUGGCCAGAUGGUACAGAAUUUGAUGGAUACUUUGAAAAUGACAAAAAAGAAGGAUUUGGAACAUUCACAUUCCCAAGUGGCAACAAAUUUGAGGUUUGUACAAUCAAUUAGUCAAUUACAUGUAAAGGCAAAAUUAACACUGGUCCAUGAAUUUUUUUCUCCUAGACUCAUGGUGAGACUAUUAUCUUCCAGUAUCGAUCAAUAUGACAAGUACAUUUUAGAUUAUAAUAUUAUAAACCCUGGUUCAGUCAGUUUGUUUUCUUUGUACACUUUUGCAAGUCUUUUUGAUUGAUCCUUAUAAAGUUUAAUUUUGUAAUUUAAGAGUCAUGAGUACAUGUGUACAAUAUUCAAAGAAAAUGAUCACCUAUCAGGCUAAAUUAAAAUUUACCGCUACCCAGUUAGCUCAUUUGGGUGAGUGCUUGUCUGCUGAGUGGUAGGAUGUGGUUUCAAACCCCAUUCAGGCCAACAGCCACGGUCUUAUAAAAACGGCUAAUAUUAUGCUGGCUGUUAUUCAAGAUCUUGUCUCAGUUCAGGUGAUCAUGUCAUGUGCGGUGCAGUUAAGCUGUUGGCCUGUUUCCUUUAUCUUGUGUUAGCAAGGGGAUGGGGAACUCUUACUGCUUUUUGAAAAGGGACUCAAGGUAAUGUAGACCCUCCUGGCCUGGUGGUGUGAUCUAUCUCUCAAGGGGGGUUGGGGGAGGGGGUGGGGGUGGGGGUACUGCCAUAUAUGGGCUAUAUGGGAAUGUGCCACUGUGAAGGAUAUGGUUUUCAAGCAGUUUACUCUGAGAGUUUGGGUCUAGAAUAGGGUAUAAUUCUCCAGGAAACUGAUCCAUUGGUUGAGGAUUUUAGGGUAGACUAGGGAAACUGGGAAUUGCCACUCAAAGAUAUAAAAAAAUCAAAUCGGCAAGUUUAAAUUUACACAACUCAGCUUGAAAGCUACUCUAGGAUAGGGGGGGAUUUGAGGAGUUUAGUCUAGUAUAGGGUAGCAGAAUUCAGCUGAUUUAGCUCUUGUAUAGGCUAAGGGUUCCAGGGGUCCCAGCAGAACAACCCCACCCCAAAAUUAACCAUUAAAUAAAUAAAAUAUUAGUAAAUAUUAAGCUCUCUCUUAGUGAAAUUCUCCACUGUAUGACUUAUAAUAUGUUUAAUAAUAAUCUUGUUUGUAAUAUUAGAGUUACAGCGGAGAAUUUUACCGUGACAGAAAGCACGGUAAAGGAGUGUACACUUGGCCAGAUGGUACAGAAUUUGAUGGAUACUUUGAAAAUGACAAAAAAGAAGGAUUUGGAACAUUCACAUUCCCAAGUGGCAACAAAUUUGAGGUUUGUACAAUCAAUCAAUCAAUUACAUGAAAUGGCAAAAUUAACACUUGUCCAUGAAUUUUUUUCUCCUAGACUCAUGGUGAGAAUAUUAUCUUCCAUUAUUGAUCAAUAUGACAAGUACAUUUGUGAUUAUAAUAUUAUAAACCCAGGUUCAGUCGGUUUGUUUUCAUUGUACACUUUUGCAAGUCUUUUUGAUUGAUCCUUAUAAAGUUUAAUUAUGUAAUUUAAGAGUCAUGAGUACAUGUGUACAAUAUUAAAAGAAAAUGAUCACCUAUCAGGCUAAAUUAAAAUUUACCACUACCCAGUUAGCUCAUUUGGGUGAGUGCUUGUCUGCUGAGUGGUAGGAUGUGGUUUCAAACCCCGUCCAGGCCAACAGCCGGGGUCUUAUAAAAACUGCUGACAUUAUGCUGGCUGUUAUUCAAGAUAUUGUCUCGGUUCAGGUGAUCACGUCAUGUGCAGUGCAUCAUGUGCAGUGCAGUUAAGCUGUUGGCCUGUUUCCUUUAUCUUGUGUUAGCAAGGGGAUGGGGAACUCUUACUGCUUUUUGAAAAGGGACUCAAGGUAACGUAGACGCUCCUGGCCUGGUGGUGUGAUCUAUCUCUCAAGGGGGGUUGGGGGGGGGGGGGUGUCUAUUACAGGCCUGCAGUUAUUGCUGUCAUGCACUGUUGUGGUGACCCUGCCAAGAUAUUACUCUAUUUCCUUGACUAAUAGCUGGGGCGAUUAUUCUUUUUUUCGCACCAAAAGGGGGCGAUUAUUCAAGGGAGGCAAUUAUUAUUUUAAAUACUGCUCACUGAAAGUCAUGCCCUAAAUAUUUUGUCUUACCAUCCCAUUAAAUAAAAAAAAUAAUUAGUAUACUGUACAUGGACUUUAUAAAUUACGUGUUUCAAAUUUGGUCCCUUGGUUAAUUUUCGAUGUCAAUAUCCUCGACGUCAGAGCACAAAUCAUCACUGAUCAGUUUUGCUGCAUCAGUCUCCGCUUCAGCUUUGUUUGUUAUCCAAGGUGCGAAUUUUUAACCCAACAGGGAGGGGAUAAAAGAAAGAGAAAAUGGCGAGAGGGGUGAAGGGCAUCCUUCAAGGAAGGCAAUUAUUUUAAAUAUUUCCGUCAAAGGGUGGUGAUCAUAUGAGGGAGGCAAUUAAUCGAGGGACGGCUAUUAUGCAAGGAAAUACGGUAUUUUUGUCAAACCUCAGUAAAUAAAAAAAAAUGUCCAGAUUGAAUUUGAGACUGCAUGUGUAAUAAUAAUCUCAAUAUAAUGACUUGAAAUGACUUAAGGCUUUCCUUGUUUACUGUCUGUUUCAUACAAUCAGAGUAUUUUGCAUUUAUGGCUUUCAGAGUUUAUUAUUGUCUUACUUCCUUACAUUUACUUACUUACAACUUGACAGUGUAAUGUUAUUGUUUCUACUGAAGUUGCAACCAUAGUAAGCUGUCUUAAGUACAAUGUAUUACGACAUGAAAAGAAAUGGAAGACACCAUGGGGAAUUAUAUACAUCUUGCUGUUCAAGAGGCAAAAUCAUAAAUUUUUAAAUAUUAUUAAUAUGUUUGAAUUGGCUACUAUGUUUUGUCACUUUACAGGGAAUUUAUAGAGGUGAUGAACGAGAUGGGCCAGGAAUCAUGACUUAUGUUGACAGUGAACAAGAUGUUGGUUUAUGGUGUGGAGAACGCCUCAUAAAACUUUGUUCAGUGAUGGACAGUGCUUUUCUUUUUCAACAUUACUCAAAUUACAAUGUAAAUGCAGGGAACAACCUUUCGGGCAGAGUAAGGCGAGCCAACACUGCAAAACAGAACAUCAGAAACACAUCACCUUCUUUGCAAGACUUUGAAGGAGUUGAAGACAGUAAACUGCAAUCUCAGAUCCCAAAUUCAUUUCCAUUUUCAGAUAUUUUAGAAGGUGUGCGAGGUGAUAAAGGUCCUAAAGGACCUAUUGAACAAUCUUCAGAGGAGCUUUUAAAGGCCGCUGCUGCAGGAGACUGCUUUAAAGUUCGAAAUUUGAUUGAGAGUGGGAAAGUUCACGUGGAUGUUGCUGACAAAACAGGAUACACUGCACUAUUGGCUGCCUCGGUAAGUGGUAGAGGGUGUACCUUUGGUAACUCCUAAAUCUUACUCUCGGUUGUUAAUUAUUCCCAUAUGUAUGACAUGAGUUUGAAGCAAACAAGUUCGAAUCAUGCAAGCAUAUGAUGCAGGGAUUCUUUAUAGAUAGCAAGUUGCUGGGGGGAUUUCUUCCCCAUCCUCCCCCCUACAUCUGCCCCUGAAAUUAAAAUCAAUCUAUUUUUUUUUCUUCCCCAAGGUUAAUUGUCACCGUGAUGUCAUAAACUGCCUGCUGGACAAUGGUGCCAAUGUGAACAAGUUAAAUGAUGAAGGAUUGUCAGUUCUUGCAGCCUGUCAUGUUCUGUUCUACACAAAACACACUUGGAAGGAUAAUAUUGCAGAAAACAUUCCUCAUGAAAACUUGUUCAAUUGUAUACAGGAGGAUGGACAGAAAGGGAUUUAUAUUCAUCGAAAUUACCGUCAAAGUGCAGCUGUGGAAGACGCUAAAAUGGAGACAAACUCCGAGUCAGGAGAAGUGGAUGUAAAUUCUGAUGAUGAAUUUGUAGCGAACUGCACUGAAAAUGAGAACAACCAGGUUGAUCAAAGGAUGUACAAGGUUAUUGAAUUUAAUGACAGAAAAUCUGGAAAUAAGGAUGAAUCCGGUCAUGAACUAGAAAACAAUUUAAGCAAUAAUUUAAAAAGCAAAUUAGACCUCAAGAAAAAUGGUUUUAUGAAAGACUUUGAGAAACAAGGAAUGGAAAUUAUCAUUGACUCCAGUGUUGAAAAUGUACUUGAUUCUGGUAUGCUGACACCGAACAGUAAUGCGUCUGUGACACAUGACAAUGUCGGUGAUAAGACCAGCAAACUCAACAUAAUGAAUCCAUCAUUAUUUAGUAUGGUGAGUGCGGUGAGCAGCACAAGGCAGCUGACAGAGUCUGGUGAUGAUUUGCGCAGUGAAAACAGCAUGGAGCAAAACAAGCAAGUGUUGCUGGCUGUUCAGAGGUAACACGUUGUAAACCACAAUGUUACUCUCAAAUGUAAUAGCCAUCUUGAUGAUACUUACAGCUUUCAGAUAUGAAGUGUCAAAGAUGGGUAUUUUGACAGCACACACUGCUGCUUAUGACAAAAAAUUUCAAGGUUCUGAGAUAUAAAGGAAAUGAUUUCUUAAGAUAAAAGGUUAAUUGCAGAGUUGAAUUGACCAGGUGCAGUACUUCUGUACCCAGGAGGGGGCUGGGGUGUGCUUGACCUGUGUGAGCUAUAGAGGUGUUUGCCACCCAAAGGGUUUGGUUUUGAGCCACUUUAAAUGUUCAGUGUCAAUACUACUACCCGUACAUGUAUGUGAUGAAAAAAUUCUUAAAAUAAAAUGUGUUGAAUUCACUUCUUUGAAUAAUUUGCCAUUAAAAUAGGCUCACAUACAUACAGCAUUGCAAAGAAAGAUUAAAAUGGUUUAGAGUGGUUUUCGUUUGAGUGUCGUAAAACCAAAACCAAAGUAAUUACUCUGGCCAAUCACAUAGGACACAGACAAGACAUUGAACCAAUCAAAACUCGAAGUAAUUACAUGUGGCUGGCGCAAAGCGCGGGAAAAUGCAUGCGAGCGCGUCACAAUUGGCUUUGGUCUUACUUCUGAUUGGAUGAAAAGGUGGCACGAAUCUUUUAAGCCAAUCGCAUCGUGUAGAAAGUGCGAAACCAAUUACUUUUCGACACUCAAAUGAAAACCGCUCUAAAACUUAUACUUAGUUUUACAUAACAAAAGAAAAAUCCGAUCACAGAGGUGACCACUAAAGUGUAUGGCCAGGAAAAAGAAACUAGAACAAGGUUAUGAGUUUGCAAGCUGAGUACAACUUUUAGAAGCCAGUUUGGAAGGCUAGUUCUAACAACAAGAGUAUAAAAUGGCAUAAUUUGGUCUGAAAAAUGGUCAGGAUUUUGAGAACUGGGAAUCACACCCAACCAAGAGUUCCUUGGAGUACCCCGUCCUGUGUAUAGACAAUUCAAAUGCUUUAACCCAGCCCUUUACCGGUAGUGUUAAUCAAGGAUCUAUUCUCAAAACACCACAGGAACUUCAACUGCUUAUUUGUUGAAUUACCCCCUCAUCUCUCAUCCUUUAAACAACUGUCACAGAAAUUACAUGAAUGGGAUUCUUCCACUACACAUGUUGAGAUCGAUGUAUUGAUCCGAUCUUUGCAUCCUACGGAAUGCAUUCUAUGAAUUUUAAAUUUUUGCAUCUUUGGGGAUUAUUUCUAUGUGUCAGGGACGCAGGAUGCAGAGGUAACAAAAUCACUGAAACUGUGCUACAUGUGUGAUGUCAUAUUUUGUUAUUUAUAACAUGGUUUUUGUUUACUGGUAAUUUGAUUUUAGGCGUCCUCAUCUUGAAGCAACAGUUCGACUUCUACUGAAGCGAGGUGCAGAUCCCAAUUCAUCAUCACUUCCAAUGCCUGUACUUUUCUUUGCUGUUAAAGCUGCUGACUCUGCUGCUGUAGAAAUUUUACUUCAGAAAGGUGCUGACACUUCUGCCAAGCUCUCAACAGAGGUAAAAAAAAAUAUUGAUAAGUGCAUACUUGAAAAAAUGGUAGGAGAACUUUCUGUGCUCUGAAAUCUGUGUUACUGUACAAGGUAAUGAAUAAAUAUAAUCAUUAUUACAAUUUUGAAUAAUGUCUGCAUGUCUGGUACUUUCAUCCACAGACUCAGAAGUUUGAACUACGUACUAAAUAAAUAGUACUAUUGAAAGUCCUGCUGAAGAGGUUUCAUUUGAAUGGUAACACCAUAGGAUUUCAUCCACAGACUCAAAAUUUGAACUACAUACUAAACAAACAGUACCAUGUGAAAGAACUGCUGAAGAGGUUUCAUUGGAAUGGUAACACCGUGGGAUUUCAUCCACAGACUCAAAAGUUAGAACUACAUACUAAAUAAAUAGUGCCAUGUGAAAGUACUGCUAAAUAGGUUUCAUUUGAAUGGUAACACCACAGGAUUUCAUCUGCAGACAGUAGAACUACAUAACAUUACCUCUAGCAGCAGCAAAAAUGCUAUUAACAAAACACUUUUGUUAUUUAUUAUUCUAGCAUUUAGGAAUUGCACCUCUCCACAUUGCCGUAGCCCUGCCUGAUGAGACAGGAGUAGAGAUCACUGAGCUUCUUCUUAAAUCAGGAGCUGAUCCUAACAUUAGAGACAGUGCAUUUGGUUCAGGGGAUAAUGGAAGGACAGCAGGCCAUAUUGUAUGCUCAAGAGAGGAUAAUGACAAGGUAUAA